Molecule: messenger RNA, 1818 nt
Organism: Prorocentrum cordatum
Lineage: Eukaryota; Dinophyceae; Prorocentrales; Prorocentraceae
Source: the annotation of a GenBank genome assembly
AUGCGAGGCGCCCACCGCUAUCUCAAGAAGGACGAAGUCUGCGACUCCGUGCAGGCCUCCACAGAGGCCAGGGCACGCCGCUGGCGUGACCGUUGGACCAGCAAGCCCGACCGCGAGCCUGCCUUGCGCGAGGCGCUGAGCGAGCUGCGGACCCUGGCUCGCGAGGCGCUGCCAGAGCGGCGCUACCGCACGAGAGACGACACGGUGAACGCCAUCAGGACCUUCCCCAGGGCCACGGGCAAGGGCGCUGAUCAGUGGGCGCCAGGCCACCUCCUCGCGGCCUCCGACCAGGGGCAGGAGCCCUUCGCCACCCUGCUCAACAUGGUGGAGCGCGCCUUGGCCUGGCCGCACCAGCUCCUCCACAACUGGCAUGCCCUCCUGCCAAAGGGCGCCAAGCAGGGGGUCGGCAACGAGAGGGACAUCGGCCUCCUUCCCUUGCCCGUGCGCAUCUGGGGCCGCAUGACCAAGGCCGCCUUGACGCAGUGGUGUGACAAGCGAGCUGGACACCGGGGCGCUGCGGUGCGUGGGAGUUCCGCGCUGCAGGCUGCGUUGCUCACCAUGGUGCUCGACGAGACUAGAGCGCACGCCGGCGUAGCCGAGCAGAGCAACUUCUCGAUGGACGUGGAGAAGUUCUACGACUACAUCGACCUGGCCUUGAUGAUCCACAAGGGCAUCUCCCUGGAGGUGCCGCCCGUCGAACUGUACCUGCGCUGCCUCACGUACUUGGCGCCGCGAGCGGUCAAGUCACACGGGGCCUUCGGCUCGACCAUCGCCCCCAACUGCUCGAUCCUCCCUGGCUGCGGGAAGGUCCUCGACCAUGCCAAGGACGUCGCGGUCACCCUAGUGCAGGGCUGCCUCGACCUAGGCCUGCGUGAGACUGGCAUCCGUGUGCAGAGGGCGUCCACGGCGAAGGACCUCGGCAUCGACUGCACCAUGGGCUCCAGGCGCAGCAACAAGACGGCCAGGACGCGGAUGUCGGCAGCGAGGGCGAGGGCUACGCGAGCGAGUUUAUUCCGCAGGUUGGGGCGCGGCAACAAGAGGACCAAGGGUGUCAUGCUGCGCAACACCAACAUCAGGGCGAAGUACCAGUUCGCCGACCCGAUCAAUGGAGCGCCUCCUUCGACGACAACGCGGCGACGGGCCCAGGCAGCGGACCUCACAGGCCACACUGUGGGCGGGCGCUGCACCUCCACCACCCUCCUGCUGCACUACCAGGACGACGAGCCCAAGAUGGCGGCCUUGGCGCAGCAGGUGAAGGAGUGGUUCCACUUCUGGGCGCGCCACUCGGAGCUGCGAGACCGCGUUCGACUUGGAUGGCGAGAGGUGCUCAAGAGACUCCUACACUUGCGACCUCGUGCUCGGUGGAAGUGCGUCGCGGGGCCCAUGGGCGCGAUCAUCCUGGCCCUGCGCGACAUCGGCUGGAUACCGCGGCGGGUGCCCGACGUCUGGAUCGACGACGAGGGCUCCGAGUGGCGGCACCUCGGCAACGAUGGCGACAGCGUGCAGGACCUAGUGAAGGCGAUCAAGAGCACUGUGACGCGCCAGCUGUGGCGCCAGGCUGGGGACCACCCCCCCGGAGCGGGCCUCGGCGACGGCGGCGACCUCCACAUGCUGAGAGUCAACCUGAGGAGGGUGCGCCGCCAGGAGCGCCACAAAGAGGCAGGCGCUCUGGAGGCGGGAGCGCUGGCUGGAAUCUGGACGGGGGCAAGGGCGCUAGCGGCAGGCUACCAGUGCCCCGACGACUGUGAGCGCUGUGGCGAGGGCAAGGACACCAUCGAGCACAGGCUGUACUUCUGCUUGGCCGCCUGCGAGAUGGGG